CCGGAGGAGGCACCUGGUUGCAGAAGGCGACGUAAUGGGCGGGGCGGGGCGUCUAUGGUGUAUGGGAGCUUUGGAUCCCCUGCAGGAAUCGGUGGGUCCUGACCUCAGGUCGUGGUGGAGAGAUGGAGUCUGGGCACUGAGAUGAGCUAACGUAGGGCUCACUUAUCACCUACCCCGACCCGUUAUGGAAGUAGGGGACAAGGACUUCUUUUCGUCUCUGAAUUCGUAGGACAGUGCAUUGCCAGUUUUUUUACAGAGCACUGAUAUCUAUGGACUCUAACAUGGACUUCAUUUAAAGAAACCCACGGACCAUUAAUGGACAAAAACAUGAAUCAAUUUGUAUUGUGGCAUUCAAAUCCUAGCACUUUGGGAGAGGUUUGGGAGCCCUCUUGUGCAUCAGACCUCUAUUCUAAUAAUCCUCUGAGUGUCAUCUCAGGACCUUGGUCACACUCAUGGCACGAUGGCCAACCCUCAGGAGCGCCUGAGCUGCUCCUCUUCUCCACAUUUCCCCUCGAGUGAAAACAAAACCUUCAAUGGACUACAGGAUGAGCGUGCAGCCAUGGGGAACCACCCUCCACCCAGGCUCCUUGAGGAUCCCCAGGAAAAGGGGGUCGUGCGAACAGAGCCGAGCGACAGCAUGAACAGCCCGGUCACCACAACAGUGUUGACCAGCGUGAGUGAGGAUUCCAGGGACCAGUUCGAGAACAGUGUUCUUCAGCUAAGGGAACAAGAUGAAUCAGAGAUGGCUGUGUCUCAGGGGAACAGCAACACCGUGGACGGGGAGAACACGGGUGCAACUGAAGACAUCAAGAUUCAGUUCAGCAGGUCAGGCAGCGGCAGUGGGGGGUUUCUUGAAGGACUGUUCGGCUGCCUAAGGCCUGUGUGGAACAUCAUUGGGAAGGCGUACUCCACCGAUUACAAAUUACAGCAGCAAGAUACUUGGGAAGUGCCAUUUGAGGAGAUCUCAGAGCUGCAGUGGCUGGGUAGUGGAGCCCAAGGAGCUGUCUUCUUGGGCAAAUUCCGAGCAGAGGAAGUGGCCAUCAAGAAAGUGAGAGAACAGAAUGAGACGGAUAUCAAGCACUUGAGGAAGUUGAAGCACCCUAACAUCAUCGCAUUCAAGGGUGUUUGUACUCAGGCCCCAUGUUAUUGUAUCAUCAUGGAAUACUGUGCCCACGGACAACUUUAUGAAGUCUUGAGAGCUGGCAGGAAGAUUACACCUCGAUUACUAGUAGACUGGUCCACAGGAAUUGCAAGUGGAAUGAAUUAUUUACACCUCCAUAAAAUUAUUCAUCGUGAUCUCAAAUCACCUAAUGUUUUAGUGACUCACACAGAUGCAGUAAAAAUUUCAGAUUUUGGUACAUCUAAGGAACUCAGUGAUAAAAGUACCAAGAUGUCUUUUGCUGGCACGGUUGCAUGGAUGGCACCAGAAGUAAUACGGAAUGAACCUGUCUCUGAAAAAGUCGAUAUAUGGUCUUUUGGAGUGGUGCUUUGGGAGCUGCUGACAGGAGAGAUCCCCUACAAAGAUGUAGAUUCAUCAGCCAUUAUUUGGGGUGUUGGAAGCAAUAGCCUACACCUUCCAGUUCCUUCUACUUGCCCUGAUGGAUUCAAAAUCCUUAUGAAACAGACAUGGCAAAGUAAACCUCGCAACAGACCUUCUUUUCGGCAGACACUCAUGCAUUUAGAUAUUGCAUCUGCAGAUGUACUUGCCACCCCACAGGAAACUUACUUCAAGUCUCAGGCUGAAUGGAGAGAAGAAGUUAAAAAACACUUUGAGAAGAUCAAAAGUGAAGGAACUUGUAUACAUCGAUUAGAUGAAGAACUGAUUCGGAGGCGCAGAGAAGAACUCAGGCAUGCUUUGGAUAUUCGUGAACAUUAUGAAAGAAAACUUGAGCGCGCUAAUAAUUUAUACAUGGAACUGAGUGCCAUCAUGCUGCAGCUAGAAAUGCGGGAGAAGGAGCUCAUUAAGCGAGAACAAGCAGUAGAAAAGAAGUAUCCAGGGACCUACAAACGACACCCUGUCCGUCCAAUAAUCCACCCCAAUGCCAUGGAGAAACUCAUGAAAAGAAAGGGAGUGCCUCACAAAGCUGGGGUGCAGACCAAGCGGCCAGAUCUGUUGAGAUCUGAAGGUAUCCCCAGUACCGAGGUAGCUCCCACUGCAUCCCCUUUGUCUGGAAGUCCCAAAAUGUCCACCUCAAGCAGCAAGAGCCGAUAUCGGAGCAAACCACGCCACCGUCGGGGGAAUAGUAGGGGCAGCCAUAGUGACUUUGCAGCAAUCUUGAAAAACCAACCAGCCCAGGAAAAUUCACCCCAGCCCUCUUACCUCCAUCAGGCUCAGUCCCAGAACCCUUCUCUCCAUCACCAUAAUACUCUGCAGCAGCAAUACCAGCAACCCCCUUCUGCCAUGUCUCAGAGUCACCAUUCCAGGCUUGGUAUGCACGGACAGGACAUUGCAACCUGCGCCAACAACCUGAGGUAUUUUGGCCCAGCAGCAGCCCUGCGGAGCCCUCUCAGCAACCAUGCUCAAAGACAGAUGCCUGGCUCUAGCCCUGACCUCAUCUCCACAGCCAUGGCAGCAGAUUGCUGGAGAAGUCCUGAGCCCAACAAAGGCCAGGCCGACCCCUGGGGCUGCUGUCAGGCUGACCCUUAUGACCCCUGCCUCCAAUGCAGGCCAGAACAGUGUGGGUCCUUAGAUAUACCCACUACUGAGCCAGUGGGGAGGAGCCCCAACCUUUCCAAGUCACCAGCACACAAUCUCCUCUCAGAAAAUGUCCAAGGUUCUGAGAAAAUGGAAGAAAAUGAAUUCAACAGCUGUGGGUCUGCAUCAUCCCUUGGCACCCCUCAUCACAUCACCCCCCCAGCACUACCUCGAAAAUCAAGGCCCCUUCAGAAGAGUGGAGAUGAUUCCUCUGAAGAAGAAGAAGGGGAAGUAGAUAGUGAAGUUGAAUUUCCACGAAGACAGAGGCCCCAUCGCUGCAUCAGCAGCUGCCAGUCCUAUUCCACCUUUAGCUCUGAGAAUUUCUCUGUGUCUGACGGAGAGGAGGGAAAUACUAGCGACCACUCAAACAGUCCUGAUGAGUUAGCUGAUAAACUUGAAGACAGCCUGGCAGAGAAGCUGGACGACCUGCUGUCCCAGACUCCGGAGAUCCCCAUUGAGAUAUCCUCCCACUCGGAUGGGCUCUCUGACAAGGAGUGUGCUGUGCGCCGCGUGAAGACGCAGAUGUCUCUGGGCAAGCUAUGUGUGGAGGAGCGUGGCUAUGAGAACCCUCUGCAGUUUGAAGAAUCAGACUGUGACUCUUCAGAUGGGGAGUGUUCUGACGCCACAGUUAGGACCAAUAAACACUACAGCUCUGCUACCUGGUAAUGAAGGAACACCCCUCCAGAAGAGCUCAUGGCGUGCUGGUGUUUCAAAUCCUCCACCCCCUAGACUCCUCCCUUUCUCUUCCUGCUUUUUGUCAGGGAAGAGAACUGCCCCAUCUUUACCACCCCUAGAAAUGAGCUGCAAUAACAGGAACAUGAGACUUCGCAAAUCUCUGGAAAAAAAUAUCCAAAUGAAAUUAAGUCUCACUGAACAUUUCAAUCAAGAAUGGCAGGGAUCUAUUUUAUUGAAUAUUCUAGCUACUGUAACAUUGAUAUUUAUUUUUGUUGGACAUUUUAACACUUUGUACUGUAAAGAGUGAACUAUAUAUGAUAUAGAGAGAGACACAAUAAUUUCUUGCAAAAAAAGAAAAAGAAAGAAGAGGACUUUAAGAGCAACAUACUUGGGAAUACUUGGGGCCAGGAGGUAUUAUUGCUACUUCCACAGGGGACCAGGUCUUUUGGCCAUAAGUGACGGAAGAGCCAGAGCAAGACAUAUUGAGCAUUUUAGAACACAAAGAACAGCAAAAGAAAACGCAAUUCCAGGUAACUUGUGAACAGAUCACAUUAAGUUCAACCAGCUUGUCCAGGUGGGUGAUGGAAAUGACCUAGAGAAGUUCGGUGACCAGAGGUAUUAAAGGCAUGUGCUUCCUCUAGGAGAAGAUAAACAAACAAAACUGAACAUGGAAACUGACUUCAUUUUUCAAACUUUAAGCAGCAUUUGGUAGUGAGGCUUACAGAUUGCAUCACACCUUGUCCCUGGCAAAUACUUCCCUUUUUAAUGCUGUCAUUGUCGUUACCUUGGCAAAUGUAUUACCUUGACCAAUGUGUUGAUCUUUCAGAUUCAAGUGCCAUUUUCCUAUAGCUUUUUUCCUUUCUACUGUUGACCACUUCCUUUAGGAAAAAGGGAGGAGUUGCUGAGGAGACAAGGAUGAGAGAGAAAGACCACCCACAGCAAUGUUAGAAAAGCAAGUGUGGAAUUUGUGAAAGCAUGUUCUCAGGAUGGUCAGUUCAGCUAUAUGGAGAAGAUGGAACCACCCCUCUCUAGAACAGGUGGUUUGUCUGCUAGAAUCAUAUUGAUUCAAAUAGGAGAAUAGAAUUUGAAGGCAGCUAGGAUGUGUGUGUAUGUGUGUGUGUGUGUGUGUGUGUGUGUGUGUGUGUAUGUGUGUGUGUCUGUCUGUCUGUCUGUCGGUCUAGCAUCCAAUCCCAAACCAUCCCCUUGUUUUGAUUCAUUAACCCAAUCUGUCCUGGAAGCUUUAGUGACUGGCUGUCAUUGUUAGAAUAAAGGCAAAAUAAUCAACUUGCAAAAAGCAACCCUUUUUGAACCACAGUAGCAUUUUUGUUAAAUGCUACUUGUAGAAUAUGUUUUAGUACACUCUAAAUCAAUGCAGUUUUGAUUAAUUGGAUUUGGAAAUUCAUGGAAAGAAUUUCACAACUGAUUCUGAGCAGGGAAUUGGAAAGAUUUUACUUUGUCAAAAGCUUGAGGUUUUUCCUAUCUCCAGGGACAUGGGUUCUAAAAAGUAUCAAAAGGUACUUCAUGGUGCCUGGCUUCAAGGAAAUUUUUAUCUAGAAUUUUAUAUACAAAUAGAUGUUGACCUAAUUCUUGUCUCUGUCUCUAAGAAAACAUACACUUGCUUUAGACCCUAUGAUAUGUGUCCUGUUGGAUGUUAGGAAAGAUUUGCAAAUACUAAACCAUUUCCAAUGCAAAAGAAAAUGGUACCCUCCUCUGGGUGCCAGUGAUUGCAUCAGCCAAAAAGGAAAGGCAGGAGGGAAUUUAGAGCAGUUCCUUUUGUUUGUUUGAUCCCUCCAUUUGUUUACACUUUAUGUUGAUAAAUUGAUUUAAAAUUUAGUGUCUGUAAUUUGUAGUUCAUCAGUAGGAUGAAAGAAAAUGUUUAACUUAUACAGAGAACAGUAUUGUUUGCAUUAAAUUAUUCCAUUUUGUAUAAUUCUGUAGCUGGACUACAUGAAAGAUCUUAAGUUAUGGCAUUAUUAUCAUUGUUAUUUUAUUUUAUAAUAUUAUCAUUCUCAUUUUCUGUCGAUCAGAAGGUGCAGUUCAUGAUGUAGCACAAUGAUUGUGUUUAUUGCUAACCAUGAAUCAUUAUGGAUUUUAUGAUUUUAAUGAAGGUGUGAACAUGGGACUGCCACUUAGGAGCUCCUUGGUAGUCACUGUAGUUGUGUCCCUAAUUUUCUGUGUACAAUGAUCAUCUAAAGAUGCAUGUUCUGCCCCAAAAUCCAAUGGGCACAGUGUGGUUUUGACUCCAUCAUGAAAGCUCUCAGUGGGCAGAUGACUAAGAGAGUGGACAAAUUGUUCAAAACUGUAAACUUUCUCAAAUUUCUUAAGAAAUAAAAUCAUGGGACUGCAUUAGAAGCAAAAAGAAUUAUUUAAUCCCCCCAAGAAGAACAAACUUAGAGAGUUCAUGGAACUCAUGGAUUAAUUUCAAGAAUUGACAAUAUGGUUUGUAAUCUCCUUCCUGCCAAAGCUCACAAAACCAUCCUUCUCUCCUAAAUGAGAGUAGCAGGAAGACUAAAAGAAGAAUAUAUACAUAUAUAUUUCCUGGCCAUGAUGUCAUCCCAUCAUGAAUAAAGAAAUUCAAGGAGGCCAAGUCACGUAGAGGAUCAUGGGGCUUAGAAGAGUACCUUGAAAGACGCUAUUUUUCCAUUCUCUGACUUCAGAUUUCCCUGCACUUUGCAUCUUUGUGGUUCAUUGCUCCUUGGAAUGCAGAAUGCUACAACUGUGUCUUCUGUUCAAUACAAAAUACCCACACUUGUUCAUUUAGGUUUAUACCCACUUUUAGUGUCAACAGAGAAAUAUGAGGGUCAAUUUUUAUCUUUAGACCUUUCAGUGAUGGUCUUCCUAGAACAUCCACCCCUGAUGCCUCAUAAUUUUGAUCAAUUUUUUGAAUUCUCAUCUUGGCUAUCUGUCAUACUAAUGCCACCUUAUCUAGAUUUACUAUUUAGGGAAAUAGAUAGUCUUGAAACUUCAGCCAUUUGUUAGUCAAGAUUUUAAUAAAGUCCACAUUGAAUAACUUUUGAGUAGAAUUGACUAGAGUUUUCAGAAAAGAAUGGUGUCCUCAGUCAAGGUUAAAAGGGAGGGCUGGGGAUGUAGUUCAGUAGUACAGGGCUUGCCUAGUGUGUGUGAUGUACUGAAUUCAAUCCAGAAGAGUUGAAUCAAGAGCUCAGGGAAUCUAAGAGCUUAUUCUUUGGGUCCUAUCAGCCUGAGUAGUGCUUCAAGGAACCUCACAGGACUAUGACUUCAGGCUUCCUCACAAUUGAAAGUCUAAACCUCUUGGGUUCAAUGUCUACAUUCAUUUAUUUGGCUCACUUCAAGAUGAGUUUCAAUUUAUAUUGCAGAUGAGAAUUUGGUUUUGAGCUCCAUUCUUUUUCUAGAUCAUGUCCUCAAAUACAGAUUUCUCUUAAAAUUGAUUAGUAGAAUGACUUUGAAAUUAUAAUGGAUCUCUUACCACCACUCAAGUUUAGACCUGUAUGCAAGACUGUGGGGAGCUCCCACCCAGAAACAUGAAGAUGCUAGCUAGCUGUCAUAAGUUGAUUUGGUUUGGCCUACUUGAAGUUCAAAUAUUUUAAAACUUUAGUAUCAACAAAUUCAUCCUUCUAGGAUGAAGAUCAUAUAUAGUAGGAUUUAAUAAGUACUGGACAUUUACUCCAGGUCUCCUUUUGCUAAAUUUUCUUCUAGCCUACCCUACGUAAUAGAUGUGAUGAUUUUGGAUUUCCCUGGUACUAUCCUACCAGAUUUAAAUGCCCCACUCCAUUGUGGAGCACUGGCAUCCUGUAUGUGAAUGCUUCCUCAUUGAUGAGAUGUUUUACUUUUUUUUUUUUAAUGCCUUUAUGUCUCAGUUUUUUCCUUAAAACAUUCCUACUUGAACUUCCUAGAACUUAGUUCUCCAGAACAGAACAGAAUAUUUGGAAUCCAAGGCAUUCCUGUCCUACUUCUCAGUAUAUGUGGUAUAUCUUGUUUCCCCACUAAGCCAGAAAACAGAACCACCAUAUACCACCCUCUUCCAUCUCUGUCCUAAACACUGAAGACCAGCAUUACUUAAGGAGCACCAUAUUCUUUCCUACUGCAUCUACUACUCACAACACAGCACUUGGAGCAACAAUUACCACUUGAUUGGAAUUGGUGAACAAAGGGAAAUCUGUUGACUAUCCCAACUUUAAACUCAUAAUUACUUUCUGAAAGUGAGCUCUUGAGCUUUUUGAGCUCUUGAGUUUGCCCUGAUGGAAGAACAGGAUCACACCAGUGUUUUCCUUCUGGAUCCCACACAAGGCUGGCAGGGGCAGUACCAAGACAGGGAAAAGGCCACUUACCUCUACUCACUGCCCUUUUGGACCACACUUCCACUUGAACACUCACCAAUCGCUGAUGAAUCAACUUCCAAAUGUCUCCUCAUCCAAUCAUCUAAUUGUGUUGAAUGAACAUGUUCUUCCUUCACCAUCUAGAAACAGGAAGUUAAUGUUCUAAGUCCUGGUUACUUGCUUCCUCCCAAGAUGCUGUGAGACUAACAUGACAUUCUUUUCAAGACUUGUCUUGUACUGUCAGUAUGAAUUUAGUGCCUUUCCAGGCAGCAAGGUUUUUCUUUGCUGAUUUCAUAGAACAAAUGUCACACCACCAAUGUUACCCACUUUAGAGAUUGGCCCAUUAGAAUCGUUAGUUUGCUUAUUUGCAUGUUACAACUGAUACUGCAAAUUGGAAUGGAUGAAGCUGCUAAGUGGAGGACCCUUGUGGAACCUGGAGUAUUUCUCAGGGACAGGUGGCAGAAGAGGGGAGCUCUGAAAUUGCAGCUCUGAGAAACAGGAAAAGGAACUGGAUUAAGGCUUUGGUUAACUGUUAUGUGGCCAAGGCAUGAUAGCAGGAUUUUACACAAGCCAAGCGUCAAGCAGAUGGCAAGGCCACUAUCAGGAAGCUUCCAGCAGAAUCACAGGCCUGCCCAGAGCCACUUCACAGCACUCAGGGGAUCACUGGCUCCUGGCCUCAGGCUGCUGUCCAGUGACCAUGGUCCUCCAAUGGUUGCAAGCCAGAGGGAACCCCAGCCAGGACUUGCAAGCUGUUAGGAAAAUGUCCCAUCUUGACCAUAUCACCCCAGUGGCUCUCCAUCUCCAGAGUGACCACAUCCCAGACUCUGGAACUAGGAAGAUUCUCUUACAAUAAUUUGAGUUACUCUAAUUUGGGGCAAAUUAAUCUUUUGUGGUAGAACUCAAAAUGAACUCCCUCAUCUGUCUCUCCUGCAGUCACCUGCACUGUCCAUUCCCCUGCUCCUUGUGUUGUUUUCCGAUGCUGGCCCCUCUUUGUAUUGAACAGCAAUGGAACGAGAAUGACUAUCAAAGCAAACAAAUGCAUGAAAUUAAACAAAAAGUGUACUUCACUGUUUUCUGGUUCUUCCUUUUUAGAACGGUACUGUCUAUAUUCUGUGAGCUGCCUUAACAAAUGUGUCAGUAUUUGUCAGAACUUCAGACAAUAAAAGACUUUACGUGA
Molecule: messenger RNA, 8842 nt
Organism: Ictidomys tridecemlineatus (thirteen-lined ground squirrel)
Lineage: Eukaryota; Metazoa; Chordata; Mammalia; Rodentia; Sciuridae
Source: RefSeq, a predicted model, not a curated record